Messenger RNA from Bemisia tabaci, 7902 nucleotides. The record is from RefSeq and is a predicted model, not a curated record. Lineage: Eukaryota; Metazoa; Arthropoda; Insecta; Hemiptera; Aleyrodidae.
UUAGUCCGCUUCUUCACCUCGCGUAAAUUUGUUCAACGGUUUUAAGUCCUCCGUGAUCUUAUCGCGCCUUUAAUGUUUAGUGUGGACUUUUUGUAUAUCAGCGUUUAUUUUUGCUUACAUCGGAUCUCGCGAGUGCCGCAGCUUUUGUUUCAGGGUUACGACCCCAAAUAUACGGGAUACACACGCAGGACAUAUUCUGGUAGGAAAACGUUAGGUAUUCUGCGGGAACUUUACCUCAUAUGGUAGAAUGAUGCAGUCAUGUGCAGUUUGUUUAUGGCCUCGUGGAAUAGAGCUUUGGUGGCGAGUCUUCUAGUACUAAUGUGCAGGAUAACACAGGCUACUACAACUUGCCCCGACCCCAAAACCAUCCUGCCAUGUAUCUGCAGCGCAAACGAGCAGGAGAUCCAAGUUUGGUGUGGUCAAAGUGAGCUAAGCCGGAUUAUGGAGGCGCUAAAGGCUCUGACGUCGCUGCAGGCUCCAAUCGACGAAUUAAUCUUCGAGAAUAACGUGAUGCCGUCGCUGCCUGGGCAGGUCUUCAUGCCGCUGAAGAUAGUGCGGCUCAUGAUUCGAGACAACGGUCUCGAGCGGGUCUCCUCCAACUGGCUCCUUGGCUUGGAGACCUCCCUUCUGGAGCUAUACAUCGUCGAGCCUGGCCUCCGAAGCCUCCCCGACGACAGCCUCUCGACCCUCCCCAAGCUCGAAGCCAUCACGCUCAAUGUUGGGGCUGUCAAGCAGAUACCCUCUAUGGCUGGCCUAGCUAGGCUCAGAUACAUCUAUAUUCAGGCUCCGGAGGUGACAGAGAUAUCGAGUCAGCUGUUCAUCAGCUUGCCGUACUUAGAGCAGAUCCACGUGGUUUCGAGCCCGAAAAUCUCGCGGCUGGACCAGGGGCUCUUAUCGGACCUUCCGCGGCUGACGCUCAUCAACAUGACCCGCUGCGGGCUCUCGUGGCUUCACCCGCGCGCUUUCGCCCGGCUCCCGGCCCUCGUAGAAUUGGCUCUCGUCGGCAACCGCUUCGCCAGCGCCCGCACCGUCGGCGCCGCCGUCCGCGACCUUCCUGUUCUCUCCACAAUCCGCCUGGACGAAAACGAGAUUACACAGGUAGAGGAGGGGGCAUUCGUCGACAUCCCUUCGCUACGGCAUCUUAGCUUGACACGGAACCGAAUCUUAGGGGUACAGCGAGGCGCAUUCUACCGGACGCCGCUACUGCGCUCCAUCGACUUGAGCCAUAAUCAGGUGCAGAUAAUUCACGCCGAGAGCUUCAUCCCGCUGUCGGAUGACAACGUGGAGGAGAUGCGGCUGUCGUACAAUCAGAUAGAGCACGCACUUACUCUACGCUCUAUCUUGGACGCGCUGCCGAGGCUAAGGCUACUAGAUUUAAGCCACAACCGCAUUGUAGAUAUUCUGUUCGGGACUCUCCGAGGGCAUCCCACUCUGGAGAUACUCCUGCUGAAUGAUAAUCAAAUUACUCGGAUCGGCCAAGAAGCACUUUCUGGGAUGCCAUCACUCCGGGAGCUUAAUCUUAGGAAUAAUUCACUUACUAGUCAUUUGGACUUCCCCAUAUGGAACUUGCCCUCUCUCAAGGGUGUAGAUCUGUCCCACAACCGAAUCAGGCGUAUAGAUAGGCGGGUCAUGGCGAAUCUACCAUCUCUUAGACGGGUGGAUUUGAGUUAUAACACUCUUGCCCUCGCCGACUCUGGAGCUUUUUUGGGAAAUCCAGCCCUAGAGAUAGUCAACAUGUCACACAACUCCCUUGUCUCCCUCAGCCACGCGCCAUUUGCUCACCUUGUCAAUUUAUAUGAGCUCGAUGUCAGCUAUAAUAGGCUCAAGGAGUUCAUCAUAGGAUUGCCUCAAGGAUUAGAGUUUUUAAGAAUAGCUCGGAAUCAAAUCACUGCCUUUCCAAGGCCGCCCGCUCCUGAAAUGAAUCUUGUCAACCUGAAAUUCAUGGAUAUUUCAGGCAACGGUUUGCAUCACAUACCCACGGGUAUGAUGAAGUCUUUGAAGAAGCUUCGGUGGCUCAACGUGGGGGAUAACGCCUUAACAACGCUUGAUGACCAGGCACUGAAAGGACUUAGCUCGCUCGAGGCGCUUGAUUUGCGCAAUAACCGCUUGCUCAGUAUUCAUCCAAUGGGUUUAUCUCAUCUACACAAUUUGUCCGAACUCAGUUUACGAGGCAACAGGUUGGAAACCAUAGAGGCGUUGCUGCUGAAAUCGAACCCCCGCCUAAGACGACUCGAUCUCAGUCGAAAUCAAAUUUCCGAACUCAAUUCCAUGCAUCUCACGAACAACAAGGAGAUCGAGGAGCUUUACGUGGCGAACAACGCUCUUUCUUCGUUUCCGGAGUCGUUGUAUGUUUUGCCGAGUCUACGGACAUUGGACCUGAGCCACAACCGACUUCAGCGGAUGUCUCCCACUGACUUAGUAAACGUCACUAGCCUAGCUCAGCUUCACCUGGCACGUAAUAAACUUCGCAACAUCAAAGAAAACUCUUUCCGCGACCUACCAAACCUCACCAUUUUGGACCUGGAGAGCAACGAGUUGGAGUUCCUCUCACCACACGCCAUUCGAUCACUCCCCCGCCUCAGAGCAGUCUCCCUUGCCAGGAACAAACUGAGGAGCUUGCCUUCGGCGGCGCUGACGAACCUCCCAGAGCUGGAAACACUGGAGCUCCAGGAGAACUUGCUGAGUGACAUCGCAAGUGACGCUUUUACGGCCACGCCGAGAAUUCUCAUGCUCAACCUCAGCCACAACCAGCUCGGUGGUAUGGAAAAAGCUGGCCUCCAGCCCCUCCGCUCCAUCGAGCUCCUUGAUCUAUCCAACAAUCUCAUCUCACACUUCUCUGCCAAGGCCAUGCCACCCAUGGACUCCCUCAUCAUGCUCAAGCUUGACAACAAUCGAAUUUGCGGCAUCGAGGGGAGCCCACUUGACCACAUGUCACAGUUGCGAUACUUCAGCAUCCGAGACAACAAGCUGACGUCAUUCCCCGAGAAUACUUUUGGAAACUUGCGUACCAACAUCGCCUCACUGGACAUUGAAGGGAACCCUUUGCGAUGUUCGUGCGGAGUGCUGUGGCUACAAGCCUGGUUGCGAGAGAGCUCUCAAGAGGGACCACGGUGUGCAGACGGAUCCUUACUCAGAGAUUUUCGGCUGGAGCGUCAAGAAUGCCGGGAAGAAAACCAGGACCCGGGUCCGGGAUGUCCUCCUCCUAAGGCGCCCCCUGGCUCCUCUCAGUCGAUGUCGGCCUGGAACGAAAUUAAUGCCUCGACGCAUAUCACGCAGCGACCAUUCCACUUGAAACCACUGCCCGAAGACACAGACUACUUCGAUAAAGGGUUUGUUGACCUGCCGAUUCAUAACGUGCCAGCCUUAUCCCCCCAUGUCAACCACAGCCACAUUCCCACAAGCGGGCACUCGUACCAAACUUCAGUUGAGCAUGCAACGUCGCAGCCUCCGCAUUCCUUAGCGGAACUCUCCUCCUCAGAAAUUCCCCCCGAAGUGCUCUCCCACUAUAUUCCUGGCGACACGCCUACGCUUUACGCUGGGACGCGUCCACACCCGCCAACCAACUCUCACUCCAACCCUCACGCUCAUCUCAAUGUCACACCGCCCACGCGCCCGACUCCACUGAAGAGCAAUACGACCGCCAACCCCAGCGGCACAUUCUCCUUCUUUGGGGUGCCCAUUCCGCCUCUAAACUUGGGAAACUUCUGGAGUACCACCAGGAAUGAUCGAGGAAGAUUCAACGAUGGGCGCAAAAAUAAGGGAUCAACUACGAAUGACCCGACGAACAUUCCCAACGGUCCACCACGAAUCAGACCACCUGAUCCACCAGAUAUUCAAGAGGGUGGGUUCAUUCCGAUGUUGCUGGGCGGAAACCGCGGUUUCCGACCGAUACUGCCGGUUUCUACGAACGUGACAAUGUCUCAUCGCAUUAAAAACUACGAAAAGGCGUCUAUCAACUACACCGCCUACGAGAAUCCCAAGCAACACAGCGACUAUGAUCAACUCGGUGCGUUAACGGACCACUCACCAGCAACUCCUACUAUUCCCAACUCCCACGGUCCUCCACAGCUCUCUGAGGAUCCCUCGAGUCUACCUAGCAACCCACAGAAAAAGCAUGACACCCACGAGCUGAAAGGGGGAAGUAGCGAUGUGACUUUCAACGGGCCGGUGCGAAGACCGAUGGCAACGGUCACCCCGACUGAGCUACCAAGAAGAAAAGAGGUGGAGACAGAAACCAGAAACAACGGGACUUUGAUUGAUCUUUUCAACCUAUCAUCGACACCUGCCAGCAGUGUAGUCUCCGCCCCUCAACCAACAUCAUCGUCAGGUACAUUAUCCCCUCUGCAGUCUCAGAAUGACUUCUCAUUCGGUCACCCUGACUCAUCUUUCUCUUCGAUAAGACCCCUGUCCUUUGAUUCCCAAUCUCUCACCCCAACCCCUCCCACAUCAGAAACGAUGACUAAUUUCUGGAAUUCAUUCAUCAGCGAGAAACCUACCUCCAGUUCAUCCUCCCUGACAGGUUUCCUUGCUCCUGGUGGACAACUACCUCCCUACAUUCAGAGAAAAAACGUUUCUAAGACAGCUCUUCAGCCAACAGGUCGGCCAACCAUCCAGAAAGUCAAUUUAUCACCACCUUUCAGGAAUGGACAAACUCUUCAGACAGAGGACACACUGAGCCAUCCUAAGUCAAACCAACGACCCUCUUUGCACAGCCGGCCAACUCCUCUAGCGGAGCAGCCAAAGACAAAUCAUUCAUCGCUCCUACGCAGUGGGCCUACACCUCAGGCUGAGGACCUACAUGGCCAUCCGCGGCUUGCCAAAAGCCCGUCGUAUGAUAGGGAAAACCCCCCAUACGAAAGGGAGAACAAUCCCCAAAAAUUUCCUAGCUACCAAAUUCACGAUUCUCCUCCUAGAGCCAUAACGACGAGAGUCAAUAAGUUUAAGCCGAAGUUUCAAGAGACCCCCAAGCACUCAGAAAACGUGAACUGGUAUUUCAGUAACUAUAAUAAUUCGAACCUCGACCCAUAUGUUGGGCCGAAUUUUAAAAGAUCUGGUUCAAGAUGCAGCCAUAAUGAUUGGGUUGUGCUAAUUUUAAUGCUGUGCGUCUCAUACACUAUGAAUUGAAGAGUUACUAACAGGAGGUGACCAUCAUAUUUGCAGCUUACUUGUCAAUUUGCAAAACUUAAAGAUCAUACAAUUGGUUCCAAAAGCCGUUGAACUAUGAAAUGUUUACUGCUUUGAAUAUAAUUCUGUCUGGUUGCCAGCUACUUAAAAAUGUGACUUUGAGGUAAACAUAAGUAUUUUCAGACGAUAGUUGAAAUAAAGAGAAAGAUGAAAAGUCCCUCGCUUCAGUAGAGAAGAUCAAGAAUGAUCUCAAUCCCGGCAGGUAGUGUAUCUAUUCUUAGAAUUCAAAUACAUUCAAAUUUUGACUCUGUGGCGCAUAACAAUACUUUAGCCCUUUUACCCAGCAGCUCUUCUGAAAGUCCAUUUAAUGAUAGGAUCCAUUCAUCCAAAAGAAUCUUGGUAGAAGAGACGACCAUGCACUUACCAUAAAGUUAUGGUUGCAUAUGUAUCUACUGUUGCAGCAUCCCUAGUGGCAGGCUUCAAUUUAUUUACCUAUUUAUUUUUUUUAAAAAAAGUAAAGAAAAGAUAAGGGAUUACAUAACGGUGCGGCACAAUGAUUAUCUAACGAAAGUGGUCGAUUUUGGUCAAAAAUACCCAUUUUAAUUAUCUUGUUAUAUAAUGAACGAUGUGGUUGUUAUAUAAACAAUUCAUAAAUGAUAGUUAAAUGUUCCUGGUUUCUGGUAUGAAAUACCUGUCCUGAGAAGCGUAGGAAAAUGGAUUUCCUAAAUCAAACUAUUAAACACAUACCUAUGGAAAAAUGGGAAAAUUUAUUUCUCGUUUAUUUAUCACGUACACAUUGCAUUAUAUAAUAAUUUCUAGUAGCAUGUGGCCGCUUCGCGGCACGACGCGACGGUACCUGCUAAAGAGGUUGUCCCAUUUUCCAUAGGAAGUUCCAUAGAAAUUCAGGAAUCAUAACAUAUCAUCGGAGAAGCCUAAAUCCGGUGUCAUUUCUCGUCUAGCCCCCCAGGGGGAGGGGAAGCAGGGGGUCAAAGGUCAAACGCUCCGACCGCCAUAACGUUUGAACGAAUCGUCGCGUCGUAUCAACUUGAUCUUGGCCUCAAAUGAAAGCUCUUGACGAGACCUUUCAUUUGAUGUAUAGUAGUUCAGUUUUUCGGGGUUUGCUCUUAAUGAGAACGCAUGAAUCAUUACAAAAACCAAUUUAAAUGAAAGCCCUUGAUUCAAGCUUUAAAACGAGCUAUCGUUGAACUUGGGGAAAUGAAUGGUUCAAAAGUUAUGACCGCUCAAAGUUGGCGUGGCGCGCUAAUUUCGAAGCGCGCGUAGUGUAUACUCGCGUGCCACCCCUCCCUACCUAUCUCCCUGAGGCCCGCUUCAAUUGAUAACGGAUACAGAAAGGUCCAAAGCUUCUUUCACCUAAAGAAUGACCAGUCAUUAGUGUUAAAUUACUUUUAUUCCCAACGAAAAAGGGGAAAUAAAAAUAAAUAAAAUGCUAAUAAACGAUAAGACGCUGGUAUACAUUAUUUUUUCGCCCCCCCCCCUCAAUGAUUUAAUAUUUGAUGUAGCCAAAUCAAGCCUCUCAUCAUUACGGUAUCUGAUUAUUCCCAAGCAGGUAAAUCUUGAUGAGAGGGAAAUAGAUCGGAGAGAGAUGAGGGAGAGAUAUUCAGUAGUAAAUGCGAGUUUUAAGUGCUGGUCGGCUACUUGCGUACCAAACCCUAUGAAUAUUAUCUACAGCUUUUGAGUGUAUUUUGUGGUAAAAGCAGAUUGAUUUGGCUAUUAUAUAUUAAAUCAUGGAGGGGAGGGCGAAAAAAUAAUGUAUACCAGCGUCUUAUCGUUUAUUAGCAUUUAAUUUAUUUUUAUUUCCCCUUUUUCGUUAGGAAUAAAAGUAAUUUAACACUAAUGACUGGUCAUUCUUUAGGUGAAAGAAGCUUUGGACCUUUCUGUAUCCGUUAUCAACGGAAGCGGGCCCCAGGGGGAAAGGUAGGGAGGGGUGGCACGCGAGUAUACACUACGCGCGCUUCGAAAUUAGCGCGCCACGCCAACUUUGAGCGGUCAUAACUUUUGAACCAUUCAUUUCCCCAAGUUCAACGAUAGCUCGUUUUAAAGCUUGAAUCAAGGGCUUUCAUUUAAAUUGGUUUUUGUAAUGAUUCAUGCGUUCUCAUUAAGAGCAAACCCCGAAAAACUGAAUUUUUUGGGCUUGAAAAAUCAAAAAAUGAUUUUUUUUUACGUUGAAAAAUUAUCAAUAAUACACACUACUAUACAUCAAAUGAAAGGUCUCGUCAAGAGCUUUCAUUUGAGGCCAAGAUCAAGUUGAUACGACGCGACGAUUCGUUCAAAAGUUAUGGCGGUCGGAGCGUUUGACCUUUGACCCCCUGCUCCCCCUCCUCCUGGGGGGCUAGCCGAGAAAUGACACCGGAUUUAGGCUUCUCCGAUGAUACGUUAUGAUUACUGAAAGUAUGGAUGGAAUAGCUUUUGCGGCCAUUUCCUAUGGAGAAUGGGACAACCUCUUUGAACCGAAGGAUCGAAAAGUCACCUCAUCCUUCUUACAAAAUUAUUUUUAAGCUAUGUUACUCUAAAAUUUUCUUAUGAUUAAUCUCUUUCAAUAAUGAACUAUCGAUCAAACAUUUCAAAACCUCAGCAAUGGCCAUGUCAGUAAUCAAUGAGUUCAUUAAAGCACAAACUUUAAGGUAUUUAUAUAUUUUUCUCUCAAUAUGUUAACUCAAAAAUUGAUUGACCACUUAUCUACGUUGUAAAAUUUAAAACUGUCUUUUUUCAUUUUGAAUCCUUCCUUAAAGUGAGCAAUAAAUUUUCGCUUCUUAAAAA